AUGGAAGAGCUGACGGCUUUUGUUUCGAAGUCUUUUGACCAGAAGAGCAAGGAGACCAGCGUGGGCGGCGGCGGCGGCUGCAAGAAGGACGGGAUCACUUACAGGGAAGUUUUGGAGAGCGGACUGGCGCGCUCGCGGGACCUGGGCACUUCCGAAGCCAACCUCCAGGACAUUACCGAGGGCAGCGGCCACUGUCCCGUGCAUCUGUUCAAGGACCACGUGGACAGCGACAAGGACAAACUGAAGGAGUUCGGCGCGGGGAGGGCACUGGAAGGUGUCUACGAGUGCAAGGACAAGCGCGAGGACGUCAAGUCGGAGGAUGAGGACGGGCAGACCAAGCUCAAGCAGCGGCGGAGCCGCACCAACUUCACCUUGGAGCAGCUCAAUGAGCUGGAGCGACUGUUCGACGAGACGCACUACCCCGACGCCUUCAUGCGGGAGGAACUCAGCCAGCGUCUGGGCCUGUCGGAGGCGCGCGUGCAGGUGUGGUUCCAGAACAGGAGGGCCAAGUGCAGGAAACAGGAAAAUCAGAUGCACAAAGGCGUCAUCCUGGGCACCGCCAGCCACCUGGACGCCUGCAGGGUGGCCCCCUACGUGAACAUGGGGGCGCUAAGGAUGCCUUUCCAGCAGGUAGCGCGCCCUAACACCGCGCUCGCUCCCCUCACUCUCCCACAGGUCCAGGCGCAGCUGCAACUAGAAGGCGUGGCCCACGCGCACCCCCACCUGCACCCGCACCUGGCGGCCCACGCGCCCUACCUCAUGUUCCCGCCGCCCCCCUUCGGGCUGCCCAUCGCCUCGCUGGCCGAGUCGGCCUCGGCCGCCGCUGUGGUGGCCGCCGCGGCCAAGAGUAACAGUAAGAACUCCAGUAUCGCCGACCUGCGGCUGAAAGCGCGCAAACACGCCGAAGCCCUGGGGCUCUGA
Molecule: messenger RNA, 921 nt
Organism: Orycteropus afer afer
Lineage: Eukaryota; Metazoa; Chordata; Mammalia; Tubulidentata; Orycteropodidae
Source: RefSeq, a predicted model, not a curated record